CAAAUCCUUUCACUUUUGUUUUGACCUCGGUCUCUCUCUCUCACUCACCACGCUGCGUCUACGUGAAAGCUUUCUCUCGCUCAGCUCUCGCCUCUCGAUUGACAUGCUUCUGGGGAUAAUCCGGAAGUUGUUUUUUCCCAUCUCUUGAAUAUUAAUUCUCUCUAACGCUACUUUUACCCUAACAUGAUGGAGCUGCUAAUAGCCGCCGACGCAACGCCUCCUCUGUCCGUGCUCGCUACGGCGGAAGUUGCCGGAGUUUCUCUCACGAUCAAUCCAACUCUCACCGUCGGCUCUCCGCCUGUCCUUCUCCUAACCGACGGGUUAAAGCUACGUGGAACAAAUGUACUUGUGAAGUAUCUUGGUCGCACAUCAACAACCGUUCCUAACUUGUAUGAGCGUGAUGCCUUUGAAACUGGGCAGAUUGAUAAGUGGCUGGAGUAUUCCCCCAUCUUCUCUUCUGGUUCAGAAUAUGAGGGUGCAUGCAAGUAUGUUGAUGGGUAUUUGUUGCAUCGCACUUUCUUAGUUGGCCAUAGUUUAUCGGUUGCAGAUAUUGCUAUCUGGUCAUAUCUUGCAGGGGCUGGUAAGAGAUGGGAAAGCUUAUUGAAGUCAAAAAAGUACCAAAACUUGGGUCGAUGGUACACUAUGAUAUCUACACAACAUGCAGCUGUGACAUCAGCAUUUUCAAAGAAAAAAAAUCCCAGUUGUUCAACAGAUGUUAAAGAAAUUGUUAAUUCCAAUCGCCCUGAAGCCGAUCUUCCAUAUGCUGAAACGGGAAAAGUUUUGUUGAGAUUUGCACCUGAACCAAGUGGCUAUCUCCACAUAGGCCAUGCAAAAGCCGCUUUACUGAACCAAUAUUUUGCUCAGAAAUACAACGGGAAAGUAAACCUACGGUUUGAUGACACAAAUCCUGCAAAAGAAAGCAACGAGUUUGUUGAUAAUAUUUUAAAAGAUAUCGCGACAUUGGGAAUCAAAUAUGAAAAAAUCACGUAUACUUCCGAUUACUUUCCGAUUCUCAUGGAAAUGGCUGAGAAGUUGAUUAAAGAAGGGAAAGCAUACAUCGACGACACCCCCAAAGAACAGAUGAAAUACGAGCGAGAGAAGAAAAUAGAAUCAAAAUGUCGGAAUCAGAGUGUCGAUGAAAACCUCAAGCUAUGGAACGAGAUGGUUCUUGGAACGGAAAAGGGAGUUCAAUGUUGUUUAAGGGGUAAAUUGGACAUAACCAAUAACAAUGGAUCAAUGCGGGACCCGACUUACUAUCGGUGUAAUCCGAUUCCGCAUCACCGAGUCGGAUCAAAGUAUAAAAUAUAUCCGACGUAUGAUUUUGCGUGUCCUUUUGUUGAUUCUGUUGAAGGGAUUACACACGCGUUGAGAUCCAGCGAGUAUCAUGAUAGAAAUCCUCAGUAUUCAAGGAUUCAAGAGGAUAUGGGGGUUAGGAAGGUUCAUUUGUAUGAAUUUAGCAGGUUGAAUAUGGUUUAUACAGUUUUAAGUAAACGGAAGUUGCUUUGGUUUGUUGAAAAGAACAAGGUUGAUGGAUGGGAUGAUGCUCGUUUUCCAACUGUCCAAGGAAUUGUGCGCAGAGGCUUACAAAUUCAGGCUUUGAUACACUUUAUACUUGACCAAGGAGCUUCAAAGAAUCUGAAUCUUAUGGAAUGGGACAAACUCUGGAACAUUAACAAAAAAACGAUCGACCCUGUUUGCCCCAGACACACAGCAAUCCUUGAAGAGAACCGGGUCUUGUUGACAUUAUUAGAUGGGCCCCACAAGCCAUUUGUGCGUGUCAUACCAAAGCACAAGAAAUACGCCGCUGCAGGGGAUAAAGCUACCGUUUUUACCAAAAAGAUUUGGAUAGAACAAGCCGAUGCUAAGGCCAUAUCCCCUAACGAUGAAAUUACGUUAAUGGACUGGGGAAAUGCGAUUGUUAGAGAAAUCAACAAGGACAAAAACGGAAAUGUGACCGACUUAAUCGGGGUUUUGCAUCCUGAGGGAUCUUUUAAGACCACAAAACUGAAACUCACGUGGUUGCCUCACACUAACGAGCUUGUUCCAUUAACUCUAGUGGAGUUUGGAUACCUGAUCAUGAAAAAGAAGCUGGAAAAUGAAGAGGAUAUUGUUCCAGUGGCGAACAAGGAUACAAAGAAAGAGGUUGGGGGAGUUGGGGAUUCAAACAUGAGAAGACUGAAGCGUGGAGACAUAUUGCAGUUGGAGAGGAAAGGCUACUUCAGAUGCGAUGUUCCUUUCAUUACACCUUCAAACCCAAUUGUCCUCUUUGCUAUUCCAGAUGGCAGGCACACUGCAACCAAAUAAUAAUAAUAAUAAUAAUAAUAAUAAUAAUAAUAAUAUGUUAGUAAACAUGGAUUACAAGAUUUUGGGAUUACUACCCUUUUUAAUAUUGCAGGUACUUACUUUUUGCUAUGUUUAUUCUUUCUUCAAAUUAAUUCUUAACCUCAUGGAUAUAUUAUUAUAAAGUCAC
Lactuca saligna is the source of this 2470-nucleotide messenger RNA. NCBI's taxonomy places the organism in Eukaryota, Viridiplantae, Streptophyta, Magnoliopsida, Asterales, Asteraceae. The record is from the annotation of a GenBank genome assembly.